ACCACCAAUGACAACAAUAAAAAUCUUUUAUCAUUAUCAUUCGAAAUUUCUUUAGUUCUUAGCUUUUGCCUUCUACGCAAAUUUAGUGCGACUUAUCGUUAAUCGUUGCUGUUUUUGUGACUGUUGAUUAUUGACUAUUGACUAGUUGUAAUUUGUAUACGGUACCUUUGAAUGAUUAUGUUAAUUGCAUAAAUAGGUUAAUAAAGUUAAUAUAAAUAAUAUAUUGUACACUAUGAGUUUCCUGGGUAAGAUUUUCGGUAGCAAAAAGGAAGAGAAAGGACCUUCGACGGAAGAUGCGAUACAAAAGCUUCGAUCCACAGAAGAGAUGCUGAUAAAAAAACAAGAAUUUUUAGAAAAAAAAAUUGAACAAGAAGUAGCGAUAGCAAAAAAAAAUGGUACAACUAAUAAACGAGCUGCAUUGCAAGCCUUGAAGCGUAAGAAACGGUAUGAACAACAACUAGCGCAAAUUGAUGGUACCAUGUUAACUAUUGAACAACAGCGAGAGGCAUUAGAAGGUGCUAACACAAAUACAGCAGUAUUAACUACGAUGAAAACAGCUGCAGAUGCACUGAAAUCGGCUCAUCAAAAUAUGAAUGUUGAUGAUGUUCACAAUAUGAUGGAUGAUAUAGCAGAGUCACAAGAUUUAUCCAAAGAAAUAUCAGAAGCUAUUUCAAAUCCAGUUGCAUUUGGAACUGAUGUAGACGAAGAUGAAUUACAAAAGGAAUUGGAAGAGCUAGAACAAGAAGAAUUGGACAAAGAGUUGUUGAAUACAGGCAAGACACCUGUCAACGAUUUGCCAACGCCUGCAGUGCCAACAUUUGAGCCCAGUGGCCGAGGCAAAGCAAAAACUAAAGCUGAAGAGGAUGAUGACGAAAUGAAAGAAUUAGCUAAUUGGGCUUCAUAAAAAAAUGUUUAAGUGACGUCAAAAUAUUUGAUGGUAAACAUGAUAAGAAAAAUAUUUUUAAAUUUAUAAAUGAUCAGUUAAUUUGCUAUUACGUUAUUACAUAGAUACUAUUUAACACGAAUUUACUGUCAACAUACUUAUUUUUGUUUAUACCAUUAUUUUUUUCCAAGCAAAUAUAAAACAAAAUAAUAUGCUGUUAAUAAUGAUACCCAAUCUUCAUAAUUGAUCCAACAAUUAUUUAAUAUAAUUUACCAAGCAGCGUUUUAUGAAAAAAAGAAAAUAGUAAACUAUAUUCACAUUAAUCCAGCUUCUUGUAUAUACAUACUACCUUAUUGUUAAUUGUGAACAUAUUUUAAUAAAAUUCAUAAUUAAAAUAAAACAUUUUAUAUAGAAUAGCAUGGUGUUAAAUUUAUUUAUUUUACUUUUAAACCUUUUUUUGUAAUUAUAAUCUAAAUUAAAAAUAUAUUAAUUUUAUAACUUAAAUAUUUAUUUUAAUUGAUUUUAUUAAAACGAAAAAAUUAAAAAUUAAUUAUUUUUUAUUUAAAAUGUUGUUUUUGUUAACACACUGCACUGUGCAUCAAUAAGUUCCCUUAUUUUUCUAAAGGUAACCGGCAUAAUUUAAUAUUUUAUUUUAGUAUUUGUAUUGAAACUUAAAUUAUAAAUUUAGUAGGCUUGUAAUUUGUUGGAAUCACUGACAUCUAUUAAUUUGGUAUAUAUUUUAUCUUUUAAGUACUUAUAUAGUUUUAUUAUGUAUAUGUUUAUAUAGUAUUCAGUGUACAUACUAGUAUGAACGUGUGUUGUCUACUAUUUUUGUUUUUUUUUCUUGAUCAUAAUUUUUAAAACAUUAGAAUUAUUACAAACUUCUGGUAGAAAAUAUUUAACAGAUUAUACUGACAACUGACUUUAUUUAUGCCAAAUAAGCAAUAUCAUCUCUAUAGUCUACUAAAACAACAACUACAAUAAAAUACAAUUAAUGAUGUGUUGUAUGUAUUAGUAAUUUAAACCAAUAAAUAAAUAGAAAAAAGUUGGUGAACAUCAAA
Messenger RNA from Acyrthosiphon pisum (pea aphid), 1944 nucleotides. It is a transcript of the gene shrb, whose product is annotated as charged multivesicular body protein shrub. Lineage: Eukaryota; Metazoa; Arthropoda; Insecta; Hemiptera; Aphididae. The record is from RefSeq and is a predicted model, not a curated record. Gene Ontology annotation, cellular component: cytoplasmic side of plasma membrane; ESCRT III complex; multivesicular body. The transcript has 5 exons. The coding region runs from base 233 to 904 and encodes 223 amino acids. Gene Ontology annotation, biological process: late endosome to vacuole transport via multivesicular body sorting pathway; vesicle budding from membrane.